CACACCGGGUUUAUAAUGAGUUGUAAUGAUAUCGGGUUUCUGUUAACAACCAUAUUCGUCAGCCAUGCCGCGAGGAAAGUCCACAUUCCGAGAGUAUUGUCUAUAUCCACCAUUGUGUUCGGGGUUUCUGGAAUUCUUUGCACUUUGGCUUAUGUUCUUUCGCCUACCUUAUGACCGAAGGUCAAGGACUUUUAAAAGGUCAAGAUAUAGGUCAAGGUGAAUCCUUUAAUUUCAAUGAAUCGUCGUCAAUAGAAGGGGGACAACUCUGCGAUGGAGCAGAUAAAGUUAACUGUUCACUUGUUGAUGUAACAAAAGUAAAGAUCGGGGCUCCCACAAGCUUCACGCCUGUGGCUUUGACGAUCAUCGCAGUUGGAAUGAUUCUUCAGGGAUUUGCUAAAUCUCCAAGGCAACCGUUUCUGACGUGUUAUAUCGACGACAAUGUGAAGAAGACCAGUACAGGAAUGUAUCUGGGAGUGAUAAUGGCGCUCAGUAUUUUCGGACCAGCAAUAGCUUUUGGACUUGGUGGGUUCUUUACUCAGAUUUACAUCACCCUCGAGGACGUGUACAUCACCCCCAGGGACCCCCGCUGGGUGGGGGCCUGGUGGCUGGGCUUCCUCCUGUUUGGUUUCCUCGCAAUCCUAUCAGGAAUUCCAGUCUUCUGUUUCCCGCGCAGGUUCAAAUCGAGGCCAAUGGAUCACGGGGACGGGAAGUCAGGUUUUCUGGAAAACGUUAAAGACAUCUUUAAGGGUCUCGGGAAGCUGGUGACUAACAGGUUGUACAUGUUGGUGGUGUUGGCCAACUGUCUGACCUUGUUUGUUGUUGGGGGGGUCUUAGCGUUCCUACCUAAGUACAUGGAAACACAGUUCCAGAUUCCGGCCUGGUUCGCGAACAUCGUGAUGGGAAUAAUCGGUGUAUCCGCUGCUGCCUUGGGGAGUUUUUUAGGCGGAUGUCUUGUGACCAAAUUGAAACUUACUCCAGUCGCCUGUGCAAAAAUGAUCCUGGGAAUCUCGAUUUUCUCCGUCUUCAUCCCGAUUACUGGAUAUUUUCUGGGAUGUAACAACCCGAAGAUUGUAGGGUUUAACGUUCAAAGUACCCAUGGACAUAUGAAUUGUACAGAAUCUUGCCGAUGUGACGAUACGGAUUAUUUCCCAGUCUGUGGAUCGGACGGACAAAACUACUUCUCGCCGUGCCACGCCGGAUGUUCUGAUCAACAAGGGCAGACGUUUGUGGAGUGUUCCUGUCUAGGAGUUAACGGAACUGCUACCCCAGGUCUCUGUGACUCCGACUGUAACAUGUUGGCACCGUUCAUGACACUGUCUUUCUUUGGCGGUCUCGUAGCCACCAUGGCAGGCAUGCCUAGUAUUAUCUUCAGCAUCAGGUGCGUCACAGAUAAACAAAAGUCGUUGGCUGUCGGAUUGUCUUCAUUUCUUCAGACACUCCUCGGUUGGUUCCCAGGGCCGAUGAUAAUGGGAAUGGUUACCGACACUUCCUGUUUGACUUGGAGCACUUCCUGUCGUGGUAAAGGCGCAUGCUCUAUGUACGACAUCUAUGACUUCCGACUGAAGCGUCACAUAAUCGAACUUGCUGUAAAAAUUGUUGUAGUUUCGAUGCACAUAGCUAUGUUUGUCAUUGCCAAACGAACCGAUUGGAGUCAGUUUGAUCACAAUGAAACUAUAACCGACAAGCCGGAAGGAGAAAUGCUGAUGAUUUCUAAUGGAAAAACCAAAGCGGGAUGGACAGACUACAAAGAUCCAAUUGUAAAGAAGAGAUGAUGACAACAUUUAAAAUAGUACCGCAGAUAGCAUUUUGAUAUUUAUCCGGGUGGACAUGCUGACCCCGAUAUCAUGAUGGCCCCUAAAUCAUCAACUAAAAAUUACGGACGCAAUCACCACUGAUGUUCAUUCUAUCAGUAUUCGAUAGUAGUUAAGACGAUUUAAAACUCUAAAGAUAAUAUUAAUAAUGGCUGUCAUCUCGUUUUAUCCUUGAAAAUGUAUACAGUUAAUUAGUACUAUAGCAAAAAAGAUGCACCAGGGUGUUCAGUGUAAGUUGAAGUCCCCCCGAGGUUUGCCGUAACCUAUUGGUGGACUGGAGUAUCCGAGGUUUCCCCGUAACCUAUUGGUGGACUGGAGUAUCCGAGGUUUCCCCGUAACCUAUUGGUGGACUGGAGUAUCCGAGGUUUCCCCGUAACCUAUUGGCGGACUGGAGUAUCCGAGGUUUCCCCGUAACCUAUUGGUGGACUGGAGUAUCCGAGGUUUCCCCGUAACCUAUUGGUGGACUGGAGUGUCCGAGGUUUCCCCGUAACCUAUUGGUGGACUGGAGUGUCCGAGGUUUCCCCGUAACCUAUUGGUGGACUGGAGUAUCCGAGGUUUCCCCGUAACCUAUUGGUGGACUGGAGUAUCCGAGGUUUCCCCGUAACCUAUUGGCGGACUGGAGUAUCCGAGGUUUCCCCGUAACCUAUUGGUGGACUGGAGUGUCCGAGGUUUCCCCGUAACCUAUUGGUGGACUGGAGUGUCCGAGGUUUCCCCGUAACCUAUUGGUGGACUGGAGUAUCCGAGGUUUCCCCGUAACCUAUUGGUGGACUGGAGUAUCCGAGGUUUCCCCGUAACCUAUUGGUGGACUGGAGUAUCCGAGGUUUCCCCGUAACCUAUUGGUGGACUGGAGUAUCCGAGGUUUCUGUUACAGAGAUUGAAUUUUUAAAUGAAAAUCAUAAAAUACAACAGUCAAAGGGAGACUACUUAUUCGUAUAUCUUAAUUAUAAUAACGUCCACACGUCGAAUACAGGUGAUAUACAUAUGAUAUAAUUACAGCAAUUACCUGAUUAUUAUGACCAUAUCAUAUAAACUGUAUGUCACUCAGAUGUUGACAGACUUUGCACACACGUCCAUAUGCAGAUAUCUGCACUAGCAAUAACUAGCAAUACAAUAAAGAAAUGAAAUUUAGUUUAUAUAUACAUUUAUACAGUUCUUUAAUGGCUCAAAUGUAUGCCGAGAACAAAAAUCAUUGACCAAAGUACCAAAAUACAUGCUCAGUGGAUGGCUCUUUAUUAAUCCUUAUUAGAAAAGAAUUUACAGAAAAGUUGACAGAGCAAAACAGGAUCUUUCCUGACAUAGUGUACACCCGAGAUUUAUAUUAACCCUUAUUGUGGACUUGAGUACCUGAGAUUGGCCCUAACCCUGUUACCCAAGUUAUCGUAUUUGAGGACUAUUAUAUAGCUAUACAUAUAUGUAACUAUAUCUAAUAUUUGUAUUUACUACAGGUGUUCAAUACUAUUGCAAUAAUGAGUUUUUAUUUUCUAAUAUGCGGAUUUAUACAACUGCCUCGUACUCUGAUUUAUUUACCAAUAAAUGAGUCUAUCUUUAUAUUGUAUUGUUGAUAACAAAUAAAUAAAACAGAGAAUAAAACACGCUUCUUAUGUC
Messenger RNA from Pecten maximus, 3416 nucleotides. Its product is annotated as solute carrier organic anion transporter family member 3A1-like. Gene Ontology annotation, molecular function: protein binding. The transcript has 9 exons. NCBI's taxonomy places the organism in Eukaryota, Metazoa, Mollusca, Bivalvia, Pectinida, Pectinidae. The record is from RefSeq and is a predicted model, not a curated record. The coding region runs from base 171 to 1772 and encodes 533 amino acids. Gene Ontology annotation, biological process: transmembrane transport; sodium-independent organic anion transport. Gene Ontology annotation, cellular component: membrane.